AUCUGGCUGCUGCGGAUCUGCAUCUUCUUUUCCCGCCGACACCAAGCAGGACGCGGCGCGGAUGUCUUCACCCGCCAUGGAAGUUCAGUAGGAGGCGAAGCUUCUUCCCCUCAUGUUGUCCUCGGGAGACCCGCUGGACUUUCCUCGACGUGACCCAGCACCGAAUGACCAAAGCUGGCUGCUUGGGAACCAUGAAAAGGUGCUGGUGGGAGCCGCUCCUCCUCCUCCUCCUCGGCUUGCUUGGGGCUCUGCCGGGGCCCCUCGGGGCUGGGACCCCCGCAAACAGCAGCCCGGAUGCGGGCACGACCGCGUUCCGCCCUCCGAACACCUCCGACCAAGUGAACACGGAGUACGAGUUGACUUCCGCUUUUCCUUCCACGGAGAGUUUUUCUCCAUCUCAGCGGGACCUGCCGCUCACUCUCUCCCCGGAUACUGAGCAACCACAAACCCUGAGAGAAACCAGCACCAGGUCCCAGGAGACCAUCAGUGCGUCCACUGAGAUGUUUACGUCCUCCACAGUCGGUCACUCCUCCGAAACCAGCAGCAGCAGCAGUAGCGACUCCCCGCAAACACGACAUCUUCCCGACGUGUCACUCGGUAUCUCUGAUCGAGCACUGUCUCCUCGGACGGUGACAGAGGACCUUCCGCGGGACAGCCCACGCUCGAGUGUGCGCACGGGGGAGCCCGCGUCGUCCCCGUCGCAGACACAGGCCCUCACGGACCGCGUCUUCAACGCCACCGCCGUCAGUCGGGCUGGCGAGAGGACGCUGCUGUCCGUCACCUCCUCUUCCUCCAGCAAUAGCUCGGCGGUCACACAGGACUUCAACUCCCAUCAGCCCCGCUCCACCUGGAGCGUCGCAUCCACCGUGGAGACUGAGGACUACACCCACAGCGCCCCGUCCACCAGGAGUGAAGAAACCAGGAGCCGCUCUUUAACUGCGUCUUCGUCUUCAGAGCCUGACAGCCCAGAGACCCCCGCAGGGACCCAAACUCUUGUUGGACCUCUAAAUACCACCCAACACCAAUACAUCCCAACAUCUGAGGAACCUUCACAGUCAACGCGCGGGAUCUCCAGCACAGACCCCAUCCAUGAGUCCACCUCAUCCACGCCUCCUGCUGGACGCCCCACGCUCGCAUCAUACCCAUAUUCCACCCUCCAGCCCUCCACGGAAUCUUCCGCCGGAACCGGCAGCUUCAGCACUCGGAGGCACGAGGCCACCGAGAGUUCACCCGAGAGCAGAGAGGAAAGUGUGAGCUUUAUUGUCACCACAGCGCCCCCACUGGUCAGCAGCACAACUAACCAGUAUGACUCUCAGAGGGAAACAACUGCAGUCUUCAUCGCCACGACAACAGUCACAGGAACUGACAGAUCCGAGGUAACAGAAGAGGAGACGGACAUGAAUCGUAAAUCGACCGUGUUCACCAGUGUCCCUCCGCUCCUCGCCACCUCCUCUUCCACGCUGGGCUUUACGCCGCAGCCUUCCACCCAGGCCACCAUCUCCUCCACCACCGGCGCCCCGAAUCCGCCCCAGCAGAUGUCCGCGGCACCCCCGGCUCUCAGCCGAGUUCCCACGGCAUCGACCAAGACGACCCGGCCCGCCGACAUCACCGCCUGGCAGCGGGAAACCAGCGCGGGUGCCACCACGCCGCAAAGUCCACACUCCGCUGCCACGCACACCCGCACCAACCCUACGGAGCGCACAGAGGCUCCGCCCACCACACGCGUGCCCACAGACAGGGUGACCACAGAGGAAGUGGCAACGUCAUCUCCCACUCAUGUUCAGCCCACCAAGGCAGCUCCACCAACAACAGGAAUAAACCUGAGAUGCAAAAUCCAAACGGUGUCCCACGUCCUCAUCACCGCGCACCAGAACACAACGCGGUGUAGUCGGAGACAUGCAGACCGCCCCAGCUACAUAUGUGCCUCCUAG
Entelurus aequoreus (snake pipefish) is the source of this 1931-nucleotide messenger RNA. Its product is annotated as mucin-2-like. Bases 165 to 1931 code for a protein of 588 amino acids. The record is from RefSeq and is a predicted model, not a curated record. The transcript has 4 exons. Lineage: Eukaryota; Metazoa; Chordata; Actinopteri; Syngnathiformes; Syngnathidae.